Messenger RNA from Ipomoea triloba (trilobed morning glory), 3032 nucleotides. RefSeq names its product ATP-dependent zinc metalloprotease FTSH 11, chloroplastic/mitochondrial. Gene Ontology annotation, biological process: proteolysis. Lineage: Eukaryota; Viridiplantae; Streptophyta; Magnoliopsida; Solanales; Convolvulaceae. Gene Ontology annotation, molecular function: ATP binding; ATP hydrolysis activity; metalloendopeptidase activity. The record is from RefSeq and is a predicted model, not a curated record. The transcript is spliced from 17 exons. Gene Ontology annotation, cellular component: chloroplast thylakoid; membrane. Bases 228 to 2639 code for a protein of 803 amino acids.
UUGUGGCCAACACUCUAACACGCUUCCCCUCCCUCUCUCUCUCUCUCUCUCUCUCUCUCCGCAAAGUGCAAACUGAGAAGGGAGCGAGCGAGCAAGGAAUCUGAUUACUGUUUUCUGACUUGUUCGCUCGGCAACGCAUAGAGAGAGAAUCUCUCUCUCCUUUCUCAUUUAUGCUUUUUUCCGUCGAUUCCAGUCUAAUCCAAUCCCAAAUCCGCCAUUGAAAUCCAAUGACUGCGACUGCACUGCAAGCUUCCCUUAUAUUCAAGCCUUUAUCUCUAUCGUCUUCUUUCUCCUCCUCUUCCUCUUCUUCUUCUAAGCGCCGCCUCGGACUUUCUGUGAACCCUCGGGUUUCCCGCCACCUUAGAUUGACUUUCAGCUGCACAUUCCGUCCUGACAAUGUGAAUUCGUCUCCCGACUCUUCCUUAUCCAAUAGCAGUGAUUUGAUUUCGGAUACUAGUUCUGAGAGGCCGGAAAAUACUGGAUUAGUAGUUGAAGAUGGGAGUUCCGGCCAAACUACGAACAAAUUUGAGUCGGACGAGGUGGUGGGGAGUAGCGGAGCUGGGGAAGUGGAAGGAGAGGUCAAAUCUGAGGGUUUGGUGGGAAAUGUGGACGUCAAGAGUAGGCUGCCGAUCGUGGUGUUCUUAAUGGGAUUGUUUGCGAGGUUUAAGACAGGGUUCCAGAGGCUUCUCAAGUCAGAUUUGUUUAAAUGGCUGUUAUUCUGGAAACAGGAGAAGCGGCUGGAGCUUUUGACUGCAGAAGCUGAUGCUAACCCCAAUGAUGCGGCUAAGGAGAGUGCUUUGUUGGCUGAACUCAAUAAGCACAGCCCUGAGUUAGUCAUCAAGCGCUUUGAGGAAAGGACUCAUGCAGUAGACAGUAGAGGAGUUGCAGAAUAUCUCCGAGCCCUUGUGGUCACUAAUGCUAUUGCUGAGUAUGUACCUGAUGAGGAUUCUGGAAAGCCUUCAACUCUACCUUUGUUGUUACAAGAGUUGAAACAGCGUGCUUCAGGGAACCUGGAUGAGGCCAUCCUGAACCCUGGUGUAUCUAAGAAGCAGCCAUUACAUGUUGUCAUGGUUGAUCGUGAUGCAUCAAAUACACCAGGUUUUGUUCAAGAGGUUAUCAACACUAUGAUAUUCAUAGCUUGUGUUGGUUUUAUAUGGUUUAUGAGUACUACUGCUCAUAAAUAUGCUGGUAGCUUAGGUGGUAUUGGUGCUCCAGGGGUUGGUUCAAGCUCAUCUUACUCCCCAAAAGAGUUGAAUAAAGAAAUAAUGCCUGAAAAGAAUGUCAAAACAUUCAAAGAUGUCAAAGGUUGUGACGAUGCUAAACAAGAGCUUGAGGAGGUUGUCGAAUACCUUAAAAAUCCCACUAAAUUCACCAGGCUUGGGGGAAAGUUGCCCAAGGGCAUUCUGUUGACUGGAGCACCAGGAACAGGAAAGACUUUACUUGCGAAGGCUAUUGCUGGAGAAGCGGGGGUACCAUUCUUUUAUAAAGCAGGCUCCGAAUUUGAAGAAAUGUUUGUAGGAGUUGGUGCUCGGCGUGUAAGAUCCUUGUUUCAAGCAGCUAAGAAGAAGGCUCCUUGCAUCAUAUUCAUUGAUGAAAUUGAUGCUAUUGGGUCAACUCGAAAGCAAUGGGAGGGUCAUACAAAGAAAACACUGCAUCAACUACUAGUUGAAAUGGAUGGUUUUGAGCAGAAUGAGGGUAUUAUUUUGAUGGCUGCAACGAACUUGCCAGAUAUACUUGACCCAGCUUUAACAAGGCCGGGUAGGUUUGAUAGACAUAUUGUUGUUCCUAAUCCAGAUGUGCGUGGUCGUCAAGAAAUACUGGAGCUCUAUUUGCAGGACAAACCAGUUGCUACUGAUGUCAAUGCAAAUGCUAUUGCUCGUGGAACACCAGGGUUCAAUGGGGCAGAUCUUGCAAACCUGGUUAAUAUUGCUGCUAUUAAGGCUGCUGUUGAAGGGGCUGAUAAGUUAACUGCAGCACAGCUGGAGUUUGCAAAAGACAGGAUAAUAAUGGGCACCGAAAGGAGGACAAUGUUCCUAUCAGAAGAGUCAAAGAAGCUGACUGCAUAUCAUGAGAGUGGACACGCAAUCGUUGCCUUGAAUACUGAAGGCGCACACCCAAUCCAUAAGGCAACAAUAAUGCCACGUGGAUCAGCCUUGGGAAUGGUUACACAGCUCCCUUCAAACGAUGAGACUUCUAUCAGCAAAAAACAGUUAUUAGCACGCCUUGAUGUAUGUAUGGGAGGAAGAGCCGCAGAGGAGCUUGUCUUUGGUCAAGACCACGUAACAACUGGAGCUAGUAGCGAUCUUCACACUGCUACUGAACUGGCCCAAUACAUGGUAUCGAAUUGUGGGAUGAGCGACACAAUUGGACCAAUUCAUAUCAAAGAGCGGCCAAGUGCGGAAUUGCAAUCACGCAUUGAUGCCGAAGUGGUUAAACUCCUCAGAGAAGCUUAUGAUCGAGUAAAGAACCUGCUAAAGAAGCAUGAGUUGGCAUUACAUACUCUGGCCAAUGCACUUCUUGAGUACGAGACAUUAAGCGCAGAAGAAAUCAAGCGCAUUCUUCGUCCCUAUCGUGAAGGUCGGCUCUCUGAACAACAGCGGCAGCAACAACAACAGGAGGAGGAACUCGCAUUGGUUUAGGUUUGGCUCCCAGUUUCUCGUCUCAAUUUGAAUCCCUAUGAUGUUUGGAUCUUCUCAGCUGCCAGGGGGGCUCCGCGCAGUGCAACGAGGCAAAUAUACUAAUUAUUUUCAAUUAUAUAUAUUUUCUCAAUUAAUUUUAUUUUCUUCUUUUGUAACAUUAUUCAUAACAGUGGUAGUCCCUUGGCAAGCAAUAUCUUUAAGUAGAAGACAGUAAAUAUCUCUUAGCACUUAGUAUUUUGCUUCAUUUACAGCACCCUUUUGGGUUAAAUUUUGGAAUUGUAGUUUUGAAAUCUAAUCUCUUUACAGUAAUCCAUGAAAGCCUAUAGUUCUAGCUUUGAUGAUGAUUACUAUCGCUUUCAAAUGGAAUAUGGCUUCAACGCCCUUUUCUAUCAA